AUGUGGUCGUAUAUUUUGUUGUGUCUCAUUUGUUUCGUCGAUUCCUACAAGAUCCUGCAGAUUGUUCCGGGAUUCACAAACAGUCAUGUCCUGUUCAAUUACCGUCUGGCGAACUUGUUAAAAGAGCAGAACAACUCUGUUCAACUAUGGACCCAGAUGGAGAUGGGAAUGGUUGUGGCUGGCAGUCUGAAGUUGCCAAAGGGGGUCAACGAAUUUCGUAUACCUAUUCAUUUCACAAACUCUUUGAAGGCCGAAGGAUUGAAGGUAAAUUUGAUUUUUUUUGUGUUAUGAAUAAUACCUGUAGUUAAAGUAAAAAAAGAUAAAGUUUCAUUUUCUAUCACAUAUGCAUCACUAAUCAGUACUAGGCAUAGUUUAUAUUAAUAACAUUUAAUCACUUUAAAGGUGUUCCAACACAUGAUGUUUGAAGCCGGCACCACUUACGAUCUAUUCUGGACAGGUAAAGAAUUCAAAGAAAUGAGGUUGGAAUCUUGUGAGCAGAUGUUGGCUACAGAGCCUCCGGUAGUAAACUCUUUUGUCGACCAGAAAUAUGAUCUUUCGAUAGGUCAUUUCCAUGAUUUGUGUCCGAUUGCGUUAUCGAAACUAGCCGAAGUAAAAGAAGUAAGUAAACACAAUAAUUGGGUAACCAUGAUUAGUAAUUUUAGUAGUUUAGUAAUCGUAUUUCAUUUGUUUACUAUUUUGUAAUUAGACUUUGUAGCCUUAUAUUAAUACAUAAUUUUUGGUACUUUACUUUGGCUCUUGCUACAUUACAAUGUUGUUUUACAUUUUUAUUAUUCUAGCUUAUUUGGAUAACACAUGGCACGUCAUUAUAUGAUUACACAGCAGUACAAGCAGGACUACGAACCUUUCCUUCGUAUGUUCCUCAUCCCUUAUCAUCUUACAGCGAUAGGAUGACAUUUAUCGAGAGAGUAAUCAACGUUUUGUGGCAUUUGGGAGGUUUGGAUUUCGUGAAUCUGCCGCAGAAUCUUCUUUACGAUGAAAAUGAAAUGUACAAGAAGUGUAAGUUAUGUUACUUUUUUAUAUAAAACUUAUAGCUCCUUAGGGCUGUGUAAAAUGUUAAUAUUUUAAAAAUUGAAUAUAUUUUGGCGAUUUUAAAUCAAUUUUAUUAUUAGCAAUUGUGUUGCAGACUUCAAAGAAAGCGGUUCUGCUGACUUGUGGGACCUCAGUCACAAGAUUCGAGUGAUUCUGAUCAACGGUGAGAGAUUCCUCGACUUCCCUCGCCCGUUACCUCAUGGAAUCCAAUUUAUUGGCUCAGUCAGUAAACCUACUUUACAUUCCCUGCUACCCGAUGAAGUACAACAAAUAGUGUUGUCAGCCAAGAAGCUGGCCAUCUUCUCGUUAGGAACCGUGUCUAAUACGACCAACAUGCCUGCUCAGAUGAUACACUCGUUUGUAGAAGCCUUUGGUCGCUUCCCCGAGAUAACGUUCUUGUGGAGAAUGGAAAUGGACGUUCCGGAAGCCCGCAAGUACAGUAAUAUCAAGCUGCUCAAAUGGCUUCCCCAGAAAGAACUCAUGUGUAAGUGCAUUCAAACUUCGAAAAUCUCAUUCAAAAAUAGGCCACGCUGUUUUACUUUCGUGAAAGUAAAGCUCAGGAUUACAGUAUUGCGUGCCACAAAAGUAAUUUUGACAAUAAUGUUUUUAGCUCACCCAAAAACCAUUCUACUAAUCGCUCACGGAGGCUACAACAGUUUCCUAGAAGCCUCUCAGGCAGGUGUACCGAUCGUCUUGAUGCCCUUGUUUGCUGACCAAUUCAUCAACGCCAAAAGGUCAGAUCGUUUCGGAAUAUCGACAGUGCUAGAUAAACUGUCACUCACCCCCAACAAAGUGGCUACAGCCAUCUCCACCAUCGUUAACGACCCCAGAUACCACCGUAGAGCCAUGAAGCUGGCUGCCAUGCUGAAAGAGAAACCCGCUUCUGACUUCGGAUUCACGAUCAAACAUGCCCUCAGGACCUCACAGUUCACGCGAGAUCACUUUGCUUUAAAGGCCGCCCAGGCCUUGAAUUUCGUCCAAUACUUCAACUUGGAUGUAUAUUUAUCGUUAUUGCUACCGGCUUUAUGUAUUUCAUAUUAA
Messenger RNA from Bursaphelenchus okinawaensis, 2091 nucleotides. The record is from the annotation of a GenBank genome assembly. Lineage: Eukaryota; Metazoa; Nematoda; Chromadorea; Rhabditida; Aphelenchoididae.